Molecule: messenger RNA, 1052 nt
Organism: Brassica napus (rape)
Lineage: Eukaryota; Viridiplantae; Streptophyta; Magnoliopsida; Brassicales; Brassicaceae
Product: probable ribosome-binding factor A, chloroplastic
Exons: 4
Coding region: 87-734 (215 amino acids)
Biological process (GO): ribosome biogenesis; rRNA processing
Molecular function (GO): ribosomal small subunit binding
Source: RefSeq, a predicted model, not a curated record
AUUGUUUGUCUCGCUAACUACUUCCUUCUCCGACCGAUAAACACAGAACAGAGGAGUUAAGAGAUUAACGAUCUCUAACUGUGGCGAUGGCUAACGUGUUCCACGCCCACCAGUCUCACUUAUUCUUCCCUCUCAAUCCUUCAAUCUCCACCGUCCGUUCCAAAACGCAUGCGUUCCACUUCCCGCAAUCAACGGUUCCGGCUAACCUCUGUACGAACCUCUCCGUGCGGCGGAGGAGCGUGAAGUGUAUGGCGAAUCCGAGAAGAGUGAAGAUGGUGGCUAAGCAGAUAAUGAGGGAGCUCUCCGACAUGCUUCUCACAGACACUGUAUUGCAACACGCUGUGUUGCCCGAAGCUGCACUUGGAGCCGACCGCUACCUCUCUUCUCUCACCACCAUCAGCGAUGUCGAGGUCUCCAAUGAUUUGCAGAUUGUGAAAGUGUAUGUAUCGGUGUUUGGAGAUGAUAGAGGGAAAGACGUUGCGAUAGCGGGGUUGAAAUCGAAAGCUAAGUACGUUAGGAGUGAGCUCGGGAAGCGAAUGAAGCUGAGAUUGACGCCUGAGGUCAGAUUCAUUGAGGAUGAAUCCAUGGAAAGAGGAAGCAGGGUACUCGCGAUACUAGACAAAAUAAAAGCUGAGAAAGGAAGCGAAGGGGGAGCAGAAACGUCUGAUUCACCAGAGGAUGAUCAAGAUUGGGGAGUGGAUGACCCCGACGAAGACAUCAUCUAUGUAAAGUAAACGGUCUCGAACAGUUUUAGUAGAGUGCAUAUUAGUCGCUCGAUUUCCCCUUGUUUAGGAGUAUAAGGAGGUGUUGAUGGCUCGGAGUUGAUAACUAGAGAAGAUGAAUAGGAGUAUAAGGAGAUGUUGAUGACAGGUAUAUAUAUAUAUAGCUCACAUGGCUCCUUCUUCAAUUAUGGAUCCUGAGAGCUUCUUUUGUCCUUGAACUCAGAAUCUCUCAAAUGAAAUGUUUUGGAUGAAUCAGUGUACCAAUAUGGGUCAUAAGCCCUUUGUCUUUGUUCUUCUGCUAAUGGAAGAAGUAAACCGAUUUGAAAUUCA